Messenger RNA from Pieris macdunnoughi, 366 nucleotides. The record is from the annotation of a GenBank genome assembly. NCBI's taxonomy places the organism in Eukaryota, Metazoa, Arthropoda, Insecta, Lepidoptera, Pieridae.
AUGGAAUUCAAGCCAAAGAAAGUUCAAGAGAAUCCGUCUGGUUGCUAUUUGUUUGAACGUCAGCUCAUUAGGGGCUGUCAGUACGGCUUCCUCGCGGUUGCUCAACUGGUGGCAUUGUCUGUGCCUGUAUGUAUAUCUUACACAGAUGACCAGAGGCAAUUGACUCCAAGACACUGGUGGUUCGAUCAGAAAUAUGUUAAAACCUCUCCGCCUGUCUCCUUACGGUCGCGAGCCUUCUGGCAUUGUGGGAGUCUGAUGGAGUUUGAUGACCAGAGUCCAUGGUCAUCAACAUCUGGUUCACCUGUUGCCCGCUUGCACAGUAAAAUAAUACAACAAAUGCAAGGCUUAAAUUGUUUGCAAUUAUAA